CUAGUCACUGUGUUUCAAAAGCCUGUUGAUUCCUGUGCAAGGUGGUACAGCACCCUCUCUCCCUUUCUUCAUUCCUGAUUCAUUCAGGUCCUCCUGCAAAAGAUCUACCAGAUCCACGAACAUGAACGACGAAGAAAAUAACACCGUCUAUGACACAGUCCAAAAGGAAGGGCUGCAUGAGCUUUCAGACCAGCCAGAAGAGGAUGAAGUUCCUCUUUAUGAUAACAUCCACGGAGGCCUGCCAGAAAGCAAAGCCUAUGCCACUGAUCUGGAAACCCAUGAAUAUGACUCUGUUUAUGUGACUGGAGGUGAGGAGAAGGGCUUGACCUCUUCCCAGCCAGAAGCAGCUGGAUACCUCCUGCCUGAUGAGGAUCUUGCCCAGGAUCUUCACCCAAAGGAACAGCAGGAAGACCAGGGCAUCUCAAUGGAAGAGUUACACUCACCCACCCAAGACCAGGAGCCUGGCCCGGAGACAUCCCAGAAGGAUGGAGACAGGAAGACGGGACCCUGGCUUUCCCCCCAAAACUUCACCAUCCAGCAGAGCAGGGCCUUCUUCACCAGCAAUUCUGCUGCUGAUAGCUUGGAAGCAAACAACCCAGCUUCCACACACCCUGAGAUCAGCCUGUUUGUGAAGGUUUUGAAUGGCCACUCUGGUUCUCCUGACCAAAAUAACUUGGCCCGGUUCUUGCUGACUGCUAAGUACACAGCACGGCUACCUGAUCUCGCCUUUCAUGAAGGAGGUAUCUGGUUCUGGGAGUUGCAAAUGGGCAAAUCUCAAUUAGACAGCUCUUCGGGGCAAGAUUACAGAAUGGAAUGCCUCUCUCCUCUGGGGGAAAGUUUUCGUCAGCCUCUUGAGGCAAUAGGUCCCAGCAGCCACCGCGGACCAGCUGCUAAAAAUAACCCCAGUAUAAAGCACCAGUCCCAGGAGCGUCGGAGGAAACGGUUCUCGGAGAAGAGAAGCAGAGAGGGCGCGCAAGUGUUGCCUGGUGUUUGCCAGCACAAUGUCAGACGGGAUGUGUGCUGGGAAACCACCAAUGCCCACCACAGCAAUUAA
This is a messenger RNA of Lontra canadensis (Northern American river otter), 1054 nucleotides long. RefSeq names its product chloride intracellular channel protein 5-like. The transcript is spliced from 2 exons. Bases 122 to 1054 code for a protein of 310 amino acids. The record is from RefSeq and is a predicted model, not a curated record. Lineage: Eukaryota; Metazoa; Chordata; Mammalia; Carnivora; Mustelidae.